AUGACCAGCGAAGAACCUCUUCCAAAAAAGGUUCGACUCAGUGAAACAGACUUCAAAGUUAUGGCACGAGAUGAGUUGAUUCUAAGAUGGAAACAAUAUGAAGCUUAUGUUCAAGCUUUGGAGGGCAAGUACACAGAUCUUAACUCAAAUGAUGUAACAGGCUUAACGGAGUCUGAAGAAAAACUAAAGCAACAGCCAGAGUCUGCACGCAGGGAAAACAUCCUUGUAAUGCGACCAGCGACCAAGGAACAAGAGAUGCAAGAGAGUACUACUCAAAUUCAGUACCUCAAGCAAAUCCAGCAGCCGAGUGUCGCCCAACUGAGAUCAACAAUGGUAGACCCAGGGAUCAACUUGUUUUUCCUAAAAAUGAAAGGCGAACUGGAACAGACUAAUGACAAACUGGAACAAGCCCAAAAUGAACUGAGUGCCUGGAAGUUUACGCCUGAUAGCCAAACAGGCAAAAAGUUAAUGGCAAAGUGUCGAAUGCUUAUCCAGGAAAACCAAGAGCUUGGAAGGCAACUGUCCCAGGGUCGUAUUGCACAGCUUGUAGCAGAGUUGCCUUUACAGAAGAAAUAUAGUGAGGAACUUAAAAGCAGUCAGGAUGAACUGAAUGACUUCAUCAUUCAACUUGACAAAGUAGAAAGUAUGCAGAGUACCAUUCCAGUUCUUCAGCAGCAACUGAAGGAGACAUGCCAGCAGUUGGCCCAGUACCACCAGCAGCAGCAGUCUCAAACCUCAGCCCCAAGUACCAGCAGGACUAUAUCUUCUGAACCCGUAGAACAGGCAGAGGCCACAAGUAAAGACUGCAGUCGUCUGGCAAACGGACCAAGCAAUGGCAGCUCCUCCUGUCAGAGGACGUCUGGGUCUGGAUUUCACAGGGAGGGGAACACAACAGAGGAUGACUUUCCUUCUUCUCCAGGGAACAGUAAUAAGACCUCCAACAGCUCAGAGGAGAGAACUGGCAGAGGAGGUAGUCGUUAUGUAAACCAACUCAGUGCGGGGUAUGAAAGUGUAGCUCCCAUGGGCAGUGAAAAUUCUCUCACACACCAUUCAAAUGACACAGACUCCAAUCAUGACCCUCAAGAGGAGAAAGCAGUGAGUGGGAAAGGUAACCCAACUGUGGGUUCCCGCCACAUCCAGAAUGGCUUGGACUCAAGUGUAAAUGUGCAGGGUUCAGUUUUGUAAU
Molecule: messenger RNA, 1186 nt
Organism: Sciurus carolinensis (gray squirrel)
Lineage: Eukaryota; Metazoa; Chordata; Mammalia; Rodentia; Sciuridae
Product: pre-mRNA-splicing regulator WTAP-like
Biological process (GO): regulation of alternative mRNA splicing, via spliceosome
Cellular component (GO): nucleus
Source: RefSeq, a predicted model, not a curated record